AUGAAAGAAAUAUAUUAUAUCUUAAUUUUAUGCUCUAUUUAUCUAAUAAACCUGAGCAAUUGUUCCGAAGGUCCAAAUAAUGUUAUUUCAGAAAAUGGUCAUAUUAAUUAUGAUAUGAUUCAAAAGGAAAAUACUGAAAGAAGUACUAAACUAAUUAAUCCAUGGGAAAAGUAUAUGGAAAAAUAUGAUAUAGAAAAGAUGCAUGGUUCUGGUAUAAGAGUUGAUUUAGGUGAAGAUGCACGUGUGGAAAAUCGUGAUUAUAGAAUACCUUCAGGUAAAUGUCCAGUUAUAGGGAAAGGUAUAACUAUUCAAAAUUCUGAAGUAUCAUUUUUAACACCAGUAGCUACCGGUGAUCAGUCAGUGAGAAGUGGAGGUUUAGCACUUCCUAAAACAGAUGUACACCUUUCUCCUAUAACAAUUGAUAAUCUCAAAACAAUGUAUAAAGAACAUCCAGAAAUAGUAAAAUUAAAUAAUAUGUCAUUGUGUGCAAAACAUACCUCAUUUUAUGUUCCCGGUAACAAUGCCAAUUCAGCAUAUAGACACCCCGCUGUUUAUGAUAAAUCUAAUAGUACUUGCUACAUGUUGUAUGUAGCAGCCCAAGAAAAUAUGGGUCCAAGAUAUUGUAGUAAUAAUGCAAAUAAUGAUAAUCAACCAUUUUGUUUUACACCCGAAAAAAUAGAAAAAUAUAAAAAUUUAUCCUAUUUAACUAAAAAUUUGCGUGAUGAUUGGGAAACCAGUUGUCCUAAUAAAAGUAUAAAAAAUGCUAAAUUUGGAAUUUGGGUUGAUGGUUAUUGUAAAGAUUAUCAAAAGCAUACAGUUCAUGAUAGUGAUUCAUUAUUAAAAUGUAAUCAAAUUAUUUUUAACGAAAGUGCUUCUGAUCAACCUAAACAAUAUGAAAAACACCUAGAAGAUACUACCAAAUUUCGACAAGGAGUUGCAGAGAGGAAUGGUAAACUUAUAGGUGAAGCUUUAUUACCAAUAGGAUCUUAUAAAUCAGAUCAAAUUAAAAGCCAUGGAAGGGGAUAUAACUGGGGAAAUUAUGAUAGUCAAAACAAAAAAUGUUACAUUUUCGAAACAAAACCAACAUGUUUAAUUAAUGAUAGGAAUUUCAUUGCAACAACUGCUUUAUCUAGUACAGAAGAGUUCGAAGAACAAUUUCCUUGUGAUAUAUAUAAAAAUAAAAUAAACGAAGAAAUUAAAGUCUUGAACAAAAACAUCUCUAAUGGAAAUAAUUCCAUUGAAUUUCCUAGGAUAUUUAUUUCAACUGACAAAAAUAGUUUAAAUUGCCCAUGUGAACCUACGCAACUGACUGAGAGCAGUUGUAAUUUUUAUGUGUGUAAUUGUGUAGAGAAAAGACAAUAUAUAGCUGAGAAUAAUGAUGUUGAAAUAAAAGAAGAGUUUAGAAGUGAAUAUGAAAGCCCAUCAAACCAGAGAGUAAUAGUUAUUAUAAUUUUUAUUUGUGUUGGAAUUAUAUUAGUUAUUCUAUUAGUGGGUUAUUUCUUUAAAAGUAAUAAAAAAGGUGAAAAUUAUGAUAGAAUGGGUCAAGCAGAUAUUUAUGGUAAAGCUAAUUCCAGAAAAGAUGAAAUGUUAGACCCAGAAGUGUCAUUUUGGGGUGAAGAUAAAAGGGCAUCACACACAACACCCGUUUUGAUGCAAAAACCAUAUUAUUAA
Plasmodium berghei ANKA is the source of this 1671-nucleotide messenger RNA. RefSeq names its product apical membrane antigen 1. The record is from RefSeq and is a predicted model, not a curated record. The transcript has a single exon. NCBI's taxonomy places the organism in Eukaryota, Apicomplexa, Aconoidasida, Haemosporida, Plasmodiidae. Bases 1 to 1671 code for a protein of 556 amino acids. Gene Ontology annotation, cellular component: membrane.